UCUCGCGAGCUUUGCUUGAUCGAUCGUUUCGCGGCGCUGAUCUUUCUUUUUUUUCCAGCUCCAGGGAUCUAAUUCGGGCAGCGCAAUCAAAAUAGCUCCCCCUGCUCUUCUUCUCCGCGGCAGCGCGCUCGUACUCGUCGUCGCCGGCGCUUGGAUUGCGUGGAAGCGGUAUCGAAUUUCUGCCAUGGCGAAGCAGCCAGUGCGUGUUCUUGUGACUGGAGCUGCGGGGCAAAUCGGGUAUGCGCUCGUCCCGAUGAUUGCGAGGGGCGUCAUGCUCGGGCCGGACCAGCCUGUGAUCCUCCACAUGCUGGAUAUUCCGCCCGCGGCGGAAUCGCUCAAUGGAGUCAAGAUGGAGCUCAUCGACUCGGCAUUUCCUUUGCUUAAAGGAGUGAUCGCCACCACGGAUGUGGAGGAAGCUUGCAAGGAUGUUAACAUCGCAGUGAUGGUUGGAGGAUUUCCCAGGAAGGAAGGGAUGGAGCGAAAGGAUGUCAUGUCCAAGAACGUCUCCAUCUACAAGUCUCAAGCUUCUGCUCUUGAAAAGUGUGCUGCCAAGGACGUGAAGGUUCUGGUGGUUGCUAAUCCUGCCAAUACUAAUGCGCUGAUCCUCAAGGAGUUUGCUCCUUCCAUUCCUGACAAGAACAUCACUUGCUUGACGAGGCUGGACCACAACCGGGCGCUGGGGCAGAUCUCUGAAAGGACUGGUUUCCAGGUCUCGGACGUGAAGAACGUGAUUAUCUGGGGAAAUCACUCGUCGACACAGUACCCGGAUGUCAAUCAUGCUGUGGUGAUUACUCCCAAGGGAGAGAAGCCUGUUCGUGAAGUUGUCAACGACGACGAAUGGCUGAACGGGCCCUUCAUUACCACUGUCCAGCAGCGUGGUGCUGCAAUUAUCAAGGCAAGGAAGCUCUCCAGUGCACUGUCUGCUGCAAGUUCUGCGUGUGACCAUAUCCGUGACUGGGUGCUGGGAACUCCCAAGGGCACCUGGGUGUCAAUGGGAGUCCUGUCUGACGGCUCUUACAAAGUUCCCAAGGGAGUAAUCUACUCUUUCCCGGUGACCUGCGCGAACGGGGAGUGGUCUAUUGUCCAAGGCUUGUUGAUUGAUGGUUUCUCCAGAACGAAGCUUGACGCAACCGCCGACGAGCUCAUCGAGGAGAAAGAGAUGGCGUACUCUUGUUUGUAGGUAUAAGACUCGCUGCUUUCUAAUAAAACAGGAGCAGCUCUGUCGCGCAACAGGGCUCUUGAUUCGAAGUUCUUCUCAGAGAGGAGAUUUGCCUGGAUCCUGAUCUUGACUUUACUGGAAUCCACGUGUCCUUUCCCUGUAGUGGCAUGGAGAAAAGAAAAAGGCAGGUUGGCCAACUUUACAAAUCCUUUAAAAAA
Molecule: messenger RNA, 1377 nt
Organism: Selaginella moellendorffii
Lineage: Eukaryota; Viridiplantae; Streptophyta; Lycopodiopsida; Selaginellales; Selaginellaceae
Product: malate dehydrogenase, cytoplasmic
Exons: 7
Coding region: 185-1180 (331 amino acids)
Biological process (GO): malate metabolic process; tricarboxylic acid cycle; oxaloacetate metabolic process
Molecular function (GO): L-malate dehydrogenase (NAD+) activity
Source: RefSeq, a predicted model, not a curated record